GCGGCCGUCAUGCGGGUCCCCUCGGCGCGGGGCCGCGGCCUGGGCCCCCCGCGCCGGCCCUGAGCGCCCCCGAGCGCCCGCCUCGCCGCCCGGGCCGGGGUGCGGACGAGGCCCCCGCGGCGGCAGCCUGGGCCCGGCGGCGGCGGCGGCGGCGGCGGGGGCGGCCGGGCGGCCAUGGAGGGGCUGGCGGGCUACGUGCACAAGGCGGCGAGCGAGGGCAAGGUGCUGACGCUCGCCGCGCUGCUGCUCAACCGCUCCGAGGGCGACGUGCGCUACCUGCUGGGCUACGUGAGCCGCCAGGGCGGCCAGCGCUCCACGCCGCUCAUCGUCGCCGCCCGCAACGGCCACGCCAAGGUGGUGCGGCUGCUGCUGGAGCAUUACCGCGUGCACACGCAGCAGACCGGCACGGUGCGCUUCGACGGGUACGUCAUUGACGGCGCCACGGCUCUGUGGUGCGCCGCGGGCGCCGGGCACUUCGAAGUGGUCAAGCUUCUCGUGAGCCACGGCGCCAACGUGAACCACACCACGGUCACCAACUCCACGCCCCUGCGCGCGGCCUGCUUCGACGGCCGGCUGGACAUCGUGAAGUACCUGGUGGAGAACAAUGCCAACAUCAGCAUCGCCAACAAGUACGACAACACCUGCCUGAUGAUCGCCGCCUACAAGGGCCACACGGACGUGGUCCGCUACCUCCUGGAGCAGCGCGCCGACCCCAACGCCAAGGCCCACUGUGGCGCCACGGCCCUGCACUUCGCGGCGGAGGCCGGCCACGUGGACAUCGUCAGGGAGCUGAUCCGCUGGCGCGCCGCCAUCGUGGUCAACGGCCACGGCAUGACGCCGCUCAAGGUGGCGGCCGAGAGCUGCAAGGCUGACGUGGUGGAGCUCCUGCUCUCGCACGCCGACUGUGACCGCGCCAGCCGCGUCGAGGCCCUGGAGCUGCUGGGCGCCUCCUUCGCCAACGACCGCGAGAACUACGACAUCGCGAAGACGUACCACUACCUGUACCUGGCCAUGCUGGAGCGCUUCCGGGACGGCGCGGCCGUGCUGGAGAAGCAGGUGCUGCCGCCCGUCCGGGCCUACGGGGACAGGACCGAGUGCCGCAGCCCCCAGGAGCUGGAGUCCAUCCGCCAGGACAGGGACGCGCUGCACAUGGAGGGCCUCAUCGUGCGCGAGCGCAUCCUGGGCGCCGACAACAUCGACGUGUCGCACCCCAUCAUCUACCGGGGCGCCGUCUACGCCGACAACAUGGAGUUCGAGCAGUGCGUCGGGCUCUGGCUGCACGCCCUGCACCUGCGGCAGAAGGGCAACCGCAACACCCACAAGGACCUGCUCCGCUUCGCCCAGGUCUUCUCCCAGAUGAUCCACCUCAACGAGCCGGUGCGCGCGCCCGACAUCGAGCGCGUCCUGCGCUGCAGCGUGCUGGAGAUCGAGCAGGGCAUGCAGCGGCUCAGGGGCGGCCCCGACGCGGCCGCCGACGGCCACGGCGCCCUGGACAGCUACGAGUGCAACCUGUACACCUUCCUGUACCUGGUGUGCAUCUCCACCAAGACGCGCUGCAGCGAGGAGGACCAGUGCAGGAUCAACCGGCACAUCUACGACCUGGUCCACCUGGACCCCCGCACGCGCGAGGGCUUCACGCUGCUGCACCUGGCCGUCAACUCCAACACGCCGGUGGACGACUUCCACACCAACGACGUGUGCAGCUUCCCCAACGCGCCCGUCACCAGGCUGCUGCUGGACUGCGGCGCCGCGGUGAACGCCGUGGACCACGAGGGCAACAGCGCGCUGCACAUCAUCGUGCAGUACAACCGGCCCAUCAGCGACUUCCUGACGCUGCACUCCAUCAUCAUGAGCCUGGUGGAGGCCGGCGCCCACACGGACAUGGCCAACAAGCAGAGCAAGACGCCGCUGGACAAGAGCACCACCGGCGUGUCGGAGAUCCUGCUCAAGACCCAGAUGAAGAUGAGCCUCAAGUGCCUGGCUGCCCGAGCGGUUCGGGCCAACGACAUUAACUACCAGGACCAGAUCCCCAGGACUCUCGAGGAGUUUGUCGGCUUCCACUGAGUGACUGACUGGCUGGCUGUGUAGAACCGUUUACCGUGGUGCUAAACAGUAAAGGACUUUAAUCACAGACAGCAGAAUCAUGCGUUCGUGAGUCCCCUCUCCCCCUGCCCCUGCCCCUGCCCCUGCCCCGCCCUCCGCCCCCAGUUGUGUGUCUGCCCCCCUCCCCGUGUGCCGCUGGGUCUCAGAUGCGUGUCACGCAGAGCCGCGCUGUGGGGUGUCCCGCUGAGGCGUGCGGACACGGGUCGCUCCCCUGCUGCCUCCUUCGGGAAUGAAUACAAGAUAUCUCUGUUUAUGUAACGGGGGACAUUGAUGAUGUGAAGAGAACGUUUUUAAACACCGCCUACAAAAGCGUGAUUGCUGAGCCUGCGGCGUCAGCCCGUCCUUGCAGCCGUUUUGAGGGGAAACACCCAGGGGCGCGGACUAGCCCGGCUUCUGCACACGCCAGAGCCCUGUAGGCGCCGUCACCUGGCCCGCACCCGCGUGAGUGACACACACAGCCCGGCAGGAGGACUUGGGGCAGCGGUGCGAGGGCCGCUGUUUAACCUGCAGAACGUGCUCGUGGAGUCGUAGCCAGAGUCUGCGCCCAGAGCAUGCUCGCGGAGCGCUGGCCUCCGCACCUCAGUUCUCAGGUCCCCGGGGGGGAGGGGGGGGCAGUCUGUCUGAGAGCCGCAGCUAGACUGUAGCAGCCUGAGUCUGACUGAGCCCCCAGACGUGGGGGGAGGCUGAGCGCCGCGCUUGCCUCUGAGACAGUCCAGCCCACGCUGUCUUUGGCCACUUCACUCUUCCCUCCUGUGUGAGCUUUUUUCAACAUGUGGACGUGACUUUCCCAGAGGGCGAUGUCUGUGCCUCCCUAACUUUAGUUUAUGGCAGAUGAAAAAGAACCAGGAUAUUUAAACUCUUGUCACUGUCCUUCUUCCGUCUGCGAUGAGUAGAGACUAGUGUGGUCUGGGGAAUGAAAUGCCUCUGGUGAUGGAAAGGAUUGGCAGCCACAUUUGCAGGAAGGUGCUUUUUGUCUAAGAGCUGAAGAAUUUAAAGCCAGGGCUGGGGAGAAGCAGAUGCUGCCUGCAGUGAUGGUUCUGCAAAAAGCUGCUGAUGCCUGAGGCACCCAAAGUCCCAGGCUCAGUCCCAGCGCCACCAUGAGUUGGAGCUGAGCCAGGGCUCUGGGGGAAAAGAAGAAAAAGAAAAAAGUAUCCAGAAUUUAAAACCAUAAAAUGUCACAUACUCCAA
Messenger RNA from Erinaceus europaeus (western European hedgehog), 3291 nucleotides. RefSeq names its product fem-1 homolog B (gene FEM1B). The record is from RefSeq and is a predicted model, not a curated record. NCBI's taxonomy places the organism in Eukaryota, Metazoa, Chordata, Mammalia, Eulipotyphla, Erinaceidae. Bases 175 to 2064 code for a protein of 629 amino acids. The transcript has 2 exons. Gene Ontology annotation, cellular component: nucleus; cytoplasm. Gene Ontology annotation, molecular function: protein binding.